Molecule: messenger RNA, 384 nt
Organism: Acanthamoeba castellanii str. Neff
Lineage: Eukaryota; Discosea; Longamoebia; Acanthamoebidae
Exons: 3
Coding region: 1-384 (127 amino acids)
Source: RefSeq, a predicted model, not a curated record
AUGGAGCAAGAGGGUGUGGAGGACAGUUACAGCGACGAGUUUGUGGACAUUGACAGCCGCGGCAUCACCAUUAAGUGGUACUACUUCCCGACCACGACGGCCAAGCUGGUCCCCUGGGAGCACGUCAAGGGGUGGGAGCUGCGCCGCCUCGACACCCUCAUCCCCACCGUGGACUACAAGUCAUGGGGGAUGGGGAUGUCGGAUGUGUGGUGGGCGUGCGACAUGAAGCGCUACCUGGGCGAGCGGGAGGUGCUGGUGCUGACGACCGGUAGCUGGAUUCGCAAGGGCUUCUCCUGCCGCGAUGCCCACACGGCCCUGCACCUCAUCGCCCUCUACGCCGGGCGAGCAGCCGUCCCGCACAGCCACGCCUCCUCUCCUGGUUAA